Ceratosolen solmsi marchali is the source of this 2024-nucleotide messenger RNA. It is a transcript of the gene ndl, whose product is annotated as serine protease nudel. The record is from RefSeq and is a predicted model, not a curated record. The transcript has 11 exons. Bases 1 to 1959 code for a protein of 652 amino acids. Gene Ontology annotation, biological process: proteolysis. Gene Ontology annotation, molecular function: protein binding; serine-type endopeptidase activity. Lineage: Eukaryota; Metazoa; Arthropoda; Insecta; Hymenoptera; Agaonidae.
AUGCUGGUAAUAUCAAAUGCGAAUUCAAUCAAAUUCGUAAAUAAUCAUGAAUUAAAGAAUUCCGUCCCAAUUCCAAAGCAUCAAGCACCCGUUUCUCACUAUUUUAUGAAUCGACUGAAACGUCAGGUAAUACGAAGCGUGGGUGGUAAUGAAAUGGAAAUGUACAAAACCGGACAACAAAUGCAAUCGAUGCCAGUAUCAUCUUAUCAAUUUCCAACGGUAAAAGAUAAUCACAAUUUCGAUGUGCUUUUCCAGAAUGUGCAAGCUCAUAACGUGCAAUCAUUUUAUAAUUCACCCACCUCUCACCUCAAAGAAUUUGUUCGACGCUGUCCCACUGGUUUUUAUCGAUGUAACGAUGGUUCAAAAUGUGUUUCGCAGUUAAAAUGGUGCGACAAUAAUAUCGAUUGUCUUGACGCGAGCGACGAAACCGCGUGCACUUGCAAAGACCGCAUUAGCCAAGUGAAACGUUGUGAUUAUUAUAAUGACUGCCCGCACAGCGAUGACGAACUUGGAUGUUUCGGAUGUCCUAAAAAUUCGUUAAGCUGCCAUGACUCAUCUGGUAAUUGCAUUUCUCCCGAAGAACGUUGCAAUGGAAGCCCAAUAUGCAAAAAUAAGAAAGAUGAGACGAAUUGCUGCAUUUUAACGAAAUCGUACACUUACGCAAACGAGAUAAAUGCAGUUGGUUCUUCUGUGGGUUUCCUUCAAAAAAAUUUUCAAAGUAGAUGGUAUCCCGUCUGUGGAUAUGCUUAUGCUUGGGCCAAAGAUUCAUGUAUGAGUGAGCUUGGAUUUUUAAGUGGGGAUAUCGAAUUUGAACUAGUGAAGAUACCACGACAAAGCGAGAUGGGACCUUAUUUAACAACUGACGGAUACUCCAAUAAACUGGUGUCCGAGUGUCCCGAUGGGAUAGCAUACGUGCGCUGUCCAUUUACCAACGAUUCGCGUUUUGACCAACCGUUAAGCAGCGACAACCUAUACCCAAUUGACAACGAGCGAGCUAAUGCAACAAGCGACAACACAAACUACGAUCCGAUUCUCGGAAUUGUGGGCGGCCACAACAGUUUACCACUCUCCUGGCCUUUUAUUAUUGCAAUCAACAAGAAUGGUCACUUUCAUUGUGGUGGCGUUAUAUUGAACGAAUUUUGGAUACUGAGUGCGGCCCAUUGCUUCAAUAAUUACAAGCAGCAAUACUACGAUAUCGACGCAGGAGUACUGAGGCGAUUUUCAUACUCACCGACUCGCCAGACGCGCUACCUAAUCGGCCUGGUAAUCCACGAGCAUUACAAUACCUUAACCCUGCAAAAUGACAUAGCACUCUGUCUCCUGAACGAACCUCUGUAUUUCAAUAUCUGGGUGAGACCUGUACGCUUACCAGACGUGUACAGCAACUUUUUCCUAACGAGUCAGCAGCGGCCGUAUCCUGGACAGAGAUGCGUAGCCGUGGGAUGGGGCGCGACUCGAGAAGGGGGUUCCGAUCUCGACCAUUUACAAGAAGUUGAGGUGGCAAUAAUAAACUGCACGCAAGCAAUUGAUAAGAAUCGAGCUGAAAUCUGCGCAGGUAAUAGAGAAGGAGGACGGGACGCUUGCCAAGGCGACAGUGGGGGCCCCUUGAUGUGCAGGUCAUCCGAUUGGGGCUACGACUGGUACGUUGGUGGAAUAGUGAGCCACGGCAUUGGAUGUGGUAGGCGCAAUCAACCAGGAGCGUACACUAGAGUUUCUCACUUUCGUGAUUGGAUUAAUAGUAUUUUGUAUAAUCGCAACGCUCCAGAAUUCCUACGGCAGAUACGCUCGACAUGUCCGGGCUUUAAUUGCAAUAAGCUGCACCCGAAGUGUUUGCCGGCCAAGCAACGCUGCGAUGGUGUUGUGAAUUGUCUCGGGGCCGAAGACGAGACUAAUUGUCCAAACUUCAACGUUCGCAAGCUGCUGGAUCGCCGCGAAAGGAUGUCGUCGAGCCACUUUUAGAUGACGACCUUGAAGUCUUAAACGAUGCCAUUGCUCCUGACAGGACUUUAACAUACGAGUGCUUG